AACUCAUCGUCCCGUUCGCGUCGCGACGCGCGGAGGAGACGAGAGUCAGCGGGAGGAGGGGACGGAGACGCGGAGGCGAAGACGACGAAACCGACGGGACCUUCGAUGACCGCCGUCUCGGGCCUCGCGUGAUUCGAUCUCUCCUCUCCCCAACCCUUUCAUGCGACGAUCGAAUGCCCGCAAAGCCGGGAGCAACAAGAAAUCAUCCGCCACCUCCGCCGCCGCCGCCGCCGACGACGACGACGACGACCAGCGCCGCAGCACCGAGGCCGACGGCGACGGCGACGGCGACGGCCGCGGCAUGGAUCCGAUCAAGCUCCAGCUCCGCCACAGCUCCCGAUCCACCAACCUCUUCUCCCGAAACGCUAAGCACCCUCCCAGAUCGAACCUCUGCCUCCUGUCUUCCGUCCUGCUCGCGCUCGUCCUCGUCCUCUGCUACGCGUUCCUCUCCCCUCGCGGCCUCUCGAUCUUCGCGAGGAGGAGGUACGCGAUCGUGAUCGACGGGGGCAGCACGGGGACGCGGAUGCACGUGUUCAGCUACGGUAGCGGGGACGGUGCGGCGUUCGAUUUCGGGCAAGACGGGCUGGCGUCGUUGCGGGUUAAUCCGGGCUUGUCGGCGUACGCGGAGGAUCCGGGCGAGGCGGGCGCCUCACUGGCCGAGCUGGUGGAGUUCGCGAGGCGGAAGGUGCCGAGGGAAUUCUGGGGAGAGACCGAGGUCCGGCUGAUGGCGACGGCAGGGCUGCGGAUGCUCGAACGGCGCGUCCAGGAUCAGAUCCUCGACUCAUGCCGGAAGGUUCUUCGCGUGUCCGGAUUCCAGUUCCAGGAUGAGUGGGCUUCGGUUAUUACAGGGUCUGAUGAAGGGGUGUACGCUUGGGUGGUUGCUAAUUAUGCACUCGGUGCUCUUGGGGGUGAUCCACAGGACACUACUGGUAUCAUUGAACUUGGUGGGGCUUCUGCUCAGGUGACCUUUUCUUCAAGGGAGCCAUUACCUUCUGAAUUUUCACGAACUGUGAAAUUUGGAAACAUCACAUACAACCUCUACAGCCACAGCUUUCUUCAAUUUGGCCAGAUUGUUGCGUUUGAGUCAUUGAAAGAACUGCUUCUUUCUGAAGAAAAGAAUUUGGAUGAUGAGUCUCUUCAAAAGGGGAUGUUAAUUGAUCCUUGCACCCCAAAAGGGUACUCUCAUGCCGAGCCAUUGAAGCUCUCACCGGAUUCAGUGGAUGAUAAAGAGAGACUCUUGUCCACUUUUGAUUCCAAGGGCAACUUCUCAGAGUGCAGAUCUGCGGCCUUUAAACUAUUACAAAAGGAAAAUGAUAAGUGUGCUUAUCGACAAUGCUACAUAGGAUCAACUUUCACGCCUAAGCUUCAAGGGAGAUUUCUUGCUACAGAGAAUUUUUUCUAUACGUCAAAGUUUUUUGGAUUGACGCAAAAAGCAGUUCUUUCUGAUUUGAUGUUGGCUGGGGAACAUUUUUGUGGAGAGGAUUGGUCAAUCUUGAAGAAGAGACAUCAUUCGAUCAAUGAGGAAGACUUACUACGCUACUGCUUCUCUUCAGCUUAUAUUGUAGCCUUCCUUCAUGAUAGUCUUGGAAUCGCAUUGAAUGAUGAUAGGAUUGCAUUUGCUAAUCAGGUAGGGAGUGUCCCUCUGGAUUGGGCUCUCGGAGCUUUCAUCUUGCAGACCACAGCUGCUGCGGAUGCAGAGAAGCCCAACUGGCCCUUCGCCAUUCUCAUUAAUCACUCGCCCAUCCUACUCUCGGUAGUUGCUAUUCUGAUGAUAUCCAUGCUUGUCUCAUGGACCCUAUCAAAGUGGAGGAAGCCUCAAGUAAAGACCAUUUAUGACUUAGAGAAGGGACGGUAUAUAGUGACUCGGGUGAACAGGUGCUGAUUGUUUCCUUAGAGCAACUAACCAUCUUCUGCAUCCAUACAAUCGGAAGAAAUGAGCCAUGACUGUUUGGCACCACGAUUUGUCGGUAUCUUUCUUCCGCAUUUUUUAGCCUGAAGGGACUCUCUGAGGGCUGAACGGGGGCUCUCGGAUUGUAUAUAGUAGGAUCUUUGCAGGGAUUGUGCAAUGACAUCUUUGGGAGGUCGAGCAUCCUUCAUGCCCUAUACCAUUCUUUCUUUCCUCUUUUUACUUUUUUGGGUGCAUACGGAAAUAUUUAGAAAGCUCAUCCUAGCCACACCACCGAACAUCACCCUUGGAUUAGUGCUUUGUUGUGAAGUAUAAUUUUCUGGCAACUUGGGCCCGCCAUAUCUAUCAUUGUAUCACGACGUGUACACUUGACUUGAGCUUUAAAUUUAUAAAAUGAAUGCAAUUCUCUCCUCUCUUUGGGAGGUACA
Molecule: messenger RNA, 2334 nt
Organism: Syzygium oleosum
Lineage: Eukaryota; Viridiplantae; Streptophyta; Magnoliopsida; Myrtales; Myrtaceae
Product: probable apyrase 6
Exons: 8
Coding region: 161-1882 (573 amino acids)
Biological process (GO): nucleoside diphosphate catabolic process
Cellular component (GO): membrane
Molecular function (GO): nucleoside diphosphate phosphatase activity
Source: RefSeq, a predicted model, not a curated record